Zasmidium cellare ATCC 36951 is the source of this 1677-nucleotide messenger RNA. RefSeq lists its product as uncharacterized. The record is from RefSeq and is a predicted model, not a curated record. Lineage: Eukaryota; Fungi; Ascomycota; Dothideomycetes; Mycosphaerellales; Mycosphaerellaceae. Gene Ontology annotation, molecular function: transmembrane transporter activity. The transcript is spliced from 8 exons. Gene Ontology annotation, biological process: transmembrane transport. Gene Ontology annotation, cellular component: membrane. The coding region runs from base 1 to 1677 and encodes 558 amino acids.
AUGGACUCAUCCAUUGCCUAUGAAAAGCCCGUCGGUGCCCGCUCUAGGGAGAAGCCUCUUGCAGACAUCACCCCAACUCCAGCGGAUCUUUCUCCUACGACCAUGACCGAAAAGCCAGACAACAAUGCGAUCGAGCAGGCCCGUCUUGCGGUUGAUGACGCUGAGAGCAUCGACAAAGCCGCUGCACAAGGAAGAGGUGUUGACGAUGCCUUCCGCUUUGCUGUAGAUGGCAGCGACGUGACCUGGACAGAAGCCGAGGAGAGGAAAGUGAGAUGGAAGAUCGAUGCUGUUAUUCUACCACUGCUUUUCAUCAGUGCUGUCGUCGGAUACAGCGACUCCCAAGCAUACGGGUUCGCGGCGCUGUUUGGUCUCGUAACAGACCUAAAGCUAUACGCCUUCAAAGUUGUCAAUGGUCAAGCAGCCCUUGACCUCUCCAAGUAUUCGCUCUCCGCCUCAAUAGCCAAUCUGGGCGCCGUGGCCGGACAGUAUCCGCUACUGGCAGCCGCGCAGUACUUCUCAUACGGGAAGUUCAACUGUGCAUUUGUGAUCUACACUGGCCUGCUCUCGAUCCUUACCAUUGUGUGCAAAGACUUUUCGGACAUCAUGGCUUUAAGGUUCUUCUACGGAUUCGCAACCAUAACUCAGCCACUCGCCAUCAUUAUUACGUCUAUGUGGUGGAAGACUCGAGAGCAGCCGCUUAGAGUAGGCUUGUUCAUAGCCGGUUCUGCCUUAGGACAGCUAGUCGGUCAAGGAGUCGACCUAGGAGCGACCAGCCUCAAAGGAGCGUACGCUGCUAGCCCAUGGAAAUGGAUUUAUGUUAUCCUCGGCUCGGUGACCAUCGGCUUCGGAAUCAUAGCGUUCUUUAUCUUCCCAGCAACGCCAAUGACAGCGUGGUUCUUGACGCAAAAGGAGAAGGUCAUCGCCGUACGUCGACUCACGACGAACAAUACUGGGAUUCAGACCAGGAAGUUCAAGCUUAAGCAGCUGAAGGAAGCCGCACUGGAUCCGCAGCUGGCUUUGUUAGGAGUAUAUGCCUUUGCUUUCGCUUUCGCCAAUGCCGCCUUAGGAGCUUUCGGGCCAUUCCUAAUUACGAGCUUUGGCUAUUCCAAACGCCAUGGAAUCGCUUUACUCAUGCCGGCUACCGCGGUCGCCAUGACCUCGAUGAUUGUAUCAGGAGCCCUGGGGUCAAUGUAUCCGAGGCGCCGAAUUGCAAUCGCUAUGCUCUUCAUUCUUCCAUCUAUCGCUGGCAAUUGCAUUCUGUGGAAGGUAGAGAGGACCAAUGCUCCCGCACUGCUCGCAGGACUUUACAUUUCCACCACCUUCUACGGUGCUCUGGUACAGCAAUUUUCACUGCUAGCCGGAAAUGUAGCUGGUCACACGAAGAAGUCGGUCACUAAUGCCACUAUCGUGCUUCUAGCAAAUCUUGGCGGAUUCAGUGGACCGUGGUCGUAUCACGGCGAUGAAGCUGCACAAGGCUACCCAACAGGACAAAUUUCGGCGCUGUGUCUGAUGUGUGCCAGUGAGGCGGCUUUCGCAAUUCUCUGGGUUUACUAUUACUACCAGAACAAGAAGAAAGCGGCUCUACGUGAAGCACAGCCUGAGUUGACCAAUGAUCCGAAUAUUUCAUUCAUUGAUCUUACGGACAAGGAGAACCCGGUAUUCGACUACGUGUGCUAA